Molecule: messenger RNA, 435 nt
Organism: Saccharomyces kudriavzevii IFO 1802
Lineage: Eukaryota; Fungi; Ascomycota; Saccharomycetes; Saccharomycetales; Saccharomycetaceae
Gene: EDC2
Product: Edc2p
Exons: 1
Coding region: 1-435 (144 amino acids)
Source: RefSeq, a predicted model, not a curated record
AUGGGCCCCGAUACAAAACACUUCGCAAACAUCAAGAUUCUUAACAAGAAAAGCUCACCUCCCACUAAGGAACACAUCCGACCCAGGAAACCUCAAAUUAUAGUCCCACCAGCGCAAAACCUGCCCAACGGUGAGAAGCCAAACUUCGGCAAGUCUGCGAAGCAACACCGAGAACCCAGUGAACGCACUUCCAAGGCAAGACACGAUGAUGCCAAAGCGACGAUGGUCACGGUCAACAUAGAUGCCUUUCUGAGCGAUAAGUCCCCUAAAAAAAACUCGUCCAAGAAUAAAAAGAAAAAAUCAAAACACCACCACAACGCGGCGGAGGUGGUCGACUCCAAACCGCAUGGAGCCGCCAAUGCCGUGUUUGCUGGUGCUUCUUUCACGACUGAUAUCCCACAUGAAGCAGCGUUACCCAAGCCUAGUUUUGUUUGA